Molecule: messenger RNA, 1434 nt
Organism: Cydia amplana
Lineage: Eukaryota; Metazoa; Arthropoda; Insecta; Lepidoptera; Tortricidae
Gene: alien
Product: COP9 signalosome complex subunit 2
Exons: 8
Coding region: 96-1430 (444 amino acids)
Biological process (GO): protein deneddylation
Cellular component (GO): COP9 signalosome
Source: RefSeq, a predicted model, not a curated record
AGUGUCACUCUUCUCACGUCAGCGGCUGUUUAUUUCCCCCAAAUUUCUCUCGUUUCCGAAAUUUGCAUUUUCAAAAACAUUUCAAGCCUCCAAUAAUGUCUGACAACGACGACGACUACAUGUGCGAGGAGGAGGAGGACUACGGUUUGGAAUACUCGGAGGACAGCAACUCCGAGCCGGACGUGGACCUGGAGAACCAGUACUACAACAGCAAGGCGCUGAAGGAGGACGAACCUAAGGAGGCGCUGCUCAGCUUCCAGAAGGUGCUGGACCUGGAGGGCGGGGACAAGGGCGAGUGGGGCUUCAAGGCGCUCAAACAGAUGAUUAAGAUUAACUUCAAAUUGAACAAUUUCACGGAGAUGAUGUCGCGCUACAAGCAGCUGCUGACAUACAUCAAGAGCGCGGUGACACGCAACCACUCGGAGAAGUCCAUCAACUCCAUCCUCGACUACAUCUCCACCUCUAGAAAUAUGGAACUCCUACAAGACUUCUACGAGACCACCCUGGAGGCGCUAAAGGACGCCAAGAACGACCGGCUGUGGUUCAAGACCAACACCAAGCUUGGCAAGCUGUACUACGACCGCGGGGACUUCAACAAGCUCGCCAAGAUCCUCAAGCAACUGCACCAGAGCUGCCAGACUGAUGACGGCGAAGACGACCUGAAGAAAGGCACCCAACUGCUAGAGAUAUACGCGCUGGAGAUCCAGAUGUACACGGCGCAGAAGAACAACAAGAAGCUGAAGGCGCUCUACGAGCAGUCGCUGCACAUCAAGUCGGCCAUCCCCCACCCGCUCAUCAUGGGGGUCAUCAGAGAGUGCGGCGGCAAGAUGCACCUGCGCGAGGGGGAGUUCGAGAAGGCGCACACGGACUUCUUCGAGGCGUUCAAGAACUACGACGAGUCCGGCUCGCCGCGCCGCACCACCUGCCUCAAGUACCUAGUGCUCGCCAACAUGCUUAUGAAAUCCGGUAUAAACCCCUUCGACUCCCAAGAAGCGAAACCGUACAAGAACGACCCCGAGAUCCUGGCCAUGACCAACCUCGUGAUGGCCUACCAGAACAACGACAUCAAUGAGUUCGAGGCCAUCCUCAAACACAACCGCAACAACAUCAUGGACGACCCCUUCAUCCGGGAACAUAUCGAGGACCUGCUCCGGAACAUCAGGACCCAAGUGCUGAUCAAGCUAAUAGGACCGUAUACGAGGAUUCAUAUACCGUUUAUAUCGAAAGAGUUGAAUAUAGAUGAAAAGGAGGUGGAGAAUUUAUUAGUGACCUGUAUUUUGGAUAACACGAUCAGCGGGCGCAUCGACCAGGUGAACCUGGUGCUGGAGCUGUCGGCGGCGCGCGGCGGGCUGGCGCGCUACGCCGCGCUCGACAAGUGGACGCUGCAGCUCGCCGCGCUGCACCAGGCGCUCGUCAACAAGAUGGCCUAGCCCG